Physcomitrium patens is the source of this 2106-nucleotide messenger RNA. RefSeq names its product double-stranded RNA-binding protein 2. Gene Ontology annotation, molecular function: double-stranded RNA binding. Lineage: Eukaryota; Viridiplantae; Streptophyta; Bryopsida; Funariales; Funariaceae. The record is from RefSeq and is a predicted model, not a curated record.
AUCCUUUCUCCCCCCCACCCCCCUCCCCCCGCUCGUCACUGCCAUGUGAGGUGCACCUUGCAGGCGCUGGGUUGUACGCCAUCCGUGUGUGCGAGCGCGAGAAGCUAGUGCGGGUGUCGAGAGGCCGACGUCCUGGGCGGGCCGGCGGGCGGUCGCUUGGGGUUGCGGCGAGGGUGGCGUGUGGCGUUUGUGUUUGGGUCGCGGAAGGAGCGCAUCGGUGUUUUUGUGGAGGUGGGCAGUUCGGGUGUGCGUGCGCAGUGAGGCAGAGGAGCACAGGAUAGUGCUAGUGGUGGAGUUUUUAUUGGUUGUAAGGCCGGUUGGGAAGGGUUGCGAGGAGCGGUCCGUGUGAAGCGUGUUGCGGUGGCAGGGGUGUGCUGUUCAUGGUGGUAGAGGCGGGAAGCGGGGCCUGCUUAUGUGGUGAAGGCCGCAGCGCACCGAGGUGCCGUGUGUCUGCCCCAGAGGUAUGUACAAGAACCAGCUUCAAGAGCUUGCUCAGAGGAGCUGCUUCAAUCUGCCUGCGUAUGCAUGCAUCAGAGAGGGCCCGGACCAUGCACCGCGGUUCAAGGCGACGGUGAACUUCAAUGGGGAGGUGUUCGAAAGCCCUAAUUACUGCAACACGUUGCGGCAGGCGGAGCACGCCGCAGCGGAGGUGGCUCUGAACACGCUAUCGCGGCGAGGGCCGUCUCAGUCGUUGGCAGCACGGAUCCUUGACGAGACGGGCGUGUGCAAGAACCUGCUGCAGGAGACUGCCCAAAGGGCGGGGGUGUCGCUCCCGGUGUACGCGACGACUCGAUCGGGUCCGGGGCAUCUACCAGUGUUCACAUGCACAGUGGAGGUGGCUAGCAUGACUUUUAGCGGGGAAGCUGCGAAGACGAAGAAGCAGGCGGAGAAGAAUGCAGCGAUGGCUGCAUGGUCUGCACUGAAGCAAUUUGCGAAUCCAGGGAGAGGCGUAGCGGCGGUGGCAACGGAUACCGAGGUGAGCGAGGAGCAGGAGCAGAACACGAUCGCGAGAGCGUUGGCGCAGCAUUACGGGAAAGAGGCGCAGCAGAUGCCGCAGGUGUGCUCUGGUGCGUCGGGGGGCGUGAUGCCGAUCAGGGUGAGGUGUUUGAGCAGUAGGGAGGGGUUGCAGCCCGGGUCGCCGCGGCUGAGCCAGGGCCACUCGGGGGCUUGGGUGGGCGAGCUGUCGAUGGAGCAGCAGCAGCGGCACAUGCGGAAUCAGGGGCAUGCGGGGGUGGGGGCCGUGGGCGGUGGCGGGUACCGUGGCGUGGGGCCGUCGCGAGUAGGUCCGUCGGUGAUUAUCCGGGACGUUGCAGGGCAGCGGGACAGUGCGGGGGCCCGGGACGCGGCGGCGAUGCGGGAUGCGGCGAUGGCGAAGAGAGCGGUGGAGAGGGCGAUGGGGGGCGGUUUUGUGGGGCGACACAGUCCCGUGAACGUCCGGCCGGUGGCGGCGAUGCGGAGGGAGAGGCACGAGGUGGCAGUGCCUUACGACGACCAUCGGCGGGACGAGGACGAGUGGCUGUGCGGGGACAGUUCGAAGGCUAGCAGGGACGGCGAGCUGCGGGGCGAUUCCGUGGAGAAGGAGCACGGAGCGUGCGGGGUGCAGGGGUCGUACAAUCCCAUGUCUUGGUCAGGGACUGGGGCGAGCAGUUGGUGGAGCAGCAUGCAGGCGGUGACGAUGGCGAGGGUGGGGAGCAGGGCGGCGAUGCCCGUAGUGCUGCGGUCGGCUGUGAUGGCGCGCGCGGCCCCGCUGCGUCCUGUGGUAGCAGAGGAUGCAGAGAACGAGGGCGAAGCUGCGACACGGCAGGUGCUGAGCCUGUGAGCCUUGUGAGGGUGCGAAGGAGGGCGGUUAGGAGGUGGGCAGCGGAUGCGGAUGCGGAGUAGAGGUGCGGGCGUAGGGGGAGGGAAGUGAGGUGACGUGCCAUCUCCCUGGAUGGAUGGUUCAUGCGCGGCGGCGGUGGAUAUCGCAUCCUUUGAGAUGGGAUGGACUGUAGACAUGGAUACAUAUUUUUAUAUAGGUAGGGGACAUAUAUAGGUAGAUAGAUGGAUAUGGAGACGCACACAUAUAUGAGAACUUAUGAAAUGGAUGAUGUGUGCUUCUUUUCUUUC